AUGUCACUUCAUCGUGAAAACGCCCAAGGAAGUGCUGAGCUCCCCAGCACCUACGAUGGCCCAGUGACUUUUGCCAUUAUCGGAGGCACUGGACUCUACAACCUCCCCAACCUCAAGCCAGUGGCUAGACUCACUGUUUCUACUCCAUGGGGGUUCCCAUCGUCGCCUAUCACCAUCAGUGUGACUGAAAAGGGCUUCCCAGUGGCUUUCUUGGCCAGACACGGCCAAGCCCACGACCUUCUUCCCACGGAUGUACCAGCAAGAGCCAAUAUUGCUGCACUCAAGAGCCUUGGAGUCACUGCGGUGGUUGCGUUCUCGGCUGUGGGUUCGCUUCAGCAGGAGAUCAAGCCUCGUGAUUUCGUUGUUCCAACCCAGAUUAUCGACAGAACCAAGGGCAACAGACCUCUGACUUUCUUCGAGAAGGGAUUCGUGGCCCAUGCCAUGUUUGGCGAGCCUUUCGACCUCAAGUUGAACCGUUUGAUUCGCGACCACAUCCCCAAAACCGGAUUUUUGGAGGCUGAGGACAAGAAGGGUGUCGUUCCCGUGCUCCACACCAAGCCAGAUGACCGUGGAGCCGAGGAUCUUACUGUGAUCUGUAUGGAAGGACCUCAGUUCAGCACCAGAGCCGAGUCCAAGAUCUACAGAUCGUGGGGAGGUUCUGUGAUCAACAUGUCGGUGUUGCCUGAAGCCAAGCUCGCCAGGGAGGCCGAGCUUGCCUACCAGAUGAUCUGUAUGUCCACAGACUAUGACUCGUGGAACGAGGAUGAGGAGCCAGUGACAGUAGAAACUAUUGUGGGUAACUUGAAUGCCAAUUCCGCCAAUGCCUGCAAGCUUGCAGCUGCGUUGAUCGAGAUUGUCAGCGAGCAUGGUAAGGACUUGGGAGCCGAGUUGAAAGGCAGCAUGAAGUUUUCUGUCAGCACUGCCAACCACAGCUUGAGCAAGGAAGUUUUGGCGAAGAUGCACUUUUUAUUUCCCGGCUACUGGCCCGCUCACUGA
Messenger RNA from Suhomyces tanzawaensis NRRL Y-17324, 996 nucleotides. It is a transcript of the gene MEU1, whose product is annotated as S-methyl-5-thioadenosine phosphorylase. Gene Ontology annotation, biological process: nucleoside metabolic process. NCBI's taxonomy places the organism in Eukaryota, Fungi, Ascomycota, Pichiomycetes, Serinales, Debaryomycetaceae. Gene Ontology annotation, cellular component: cytosol. Gene Ontology annotation, molecular function: S-methyl-5-thioadenosine phosphorylase activity. The coding region runs from base 1 to 996 and encodes 331 amino acids. The transcript has a single exon. The record is from RefSeq and is a predicted model, not a curated record.